Molecule: messenger RNA, 2311 nt
Organism: Xyrauchen texanus (razorback sucker)
Lineage: Eukaryota; Metazoa; Chordata; Actinopteri; Cypriniformes; Catostomidae
Product: N-arachidonyl glycine receptor-like
Exons: 2
Coding region: 94-1083 (329 amino acids)
Biological process (GO): phospholipase C-activating G protein-coupled receptor signaling pathway; positive regulation of Rho protein signal transduction
Cellular component (GO): membrane
Molecular function (GO): G protein-coupled receptor activity
Source: RefSeq, a predicted model, not a curated record
GCGAUGGCACAUUACAGUAAUCACCCGGACAGGCAUCAGAAUGGUUAUAAUGCCAAGACACAAUGAUAUACCUGAUCUCUGAGGCACACCAUUAUGGCUAAUAACAUAUCUUUGCCCAUCAACAUGGAAGGCCACGUUCCCCAAGUGUACAAGACUGCUAGCCUAGUCUUUUACAUCAUUAUCUUCAUUGUUGGCUCAGUGGUUAACCUGACAGCCCUCUGGGUCUUUGCCUUGACCACUAAAAGAAGGAACUCUAUCACAGUUUACAUGAUCAAUGUUGCUUUAGUGGACUUGGUAUUUAUCUCACUGCUUCCCUUUCGAAUGGUCUACUACAGUCAGGACUACUGGCCCUUUGGGGAUGUGUUCUGCAGGGUUAAUGCCGCACUGACUGUACUCUAUCCCUGCCUGGCCUUGUGGCUGUUUGCCCUCAUCAGCACAGAUCGUUAUGUGGCCAUUGUGCAACCAAGACACACCCGAGAACUGAAGAGUGUCCGUAAAGCCUUGCUGUCCUGUGCAGGGGUCUGGAUCAUGACCCUGGGCAGCACUGCUCCUCUUGUUCUCCUGGAAGAAGAUCCAGAUAGCGUCUCAAACUACACCACCUGCAUCAAGAUGCAUGACAUCAUCUACUUGCGCCGCGACAAUCCCGUCCACUUUGCACGUCUCAUCUUUUUCUUCCUGGUGCCUGUAUGCAUCAUGGUGGGUUGUUACAUUAUCAUUGUAGACAACCUAAUCCAUGGACGUACUUCUAAACUGAAGCCCAAAGUCAAGCAGAAAUCAAUAAGGAUCAUUAUCACAUUGAUUGUCCAGGUGCUGGUGUGCUUUGUGCCUUUCCAUAUAUGUUUUGUUUCCCUACUGUUGGAGAGCGGUGGGCAAGGUUACAACACCUGGGGGGCCUUCACCACCUUCUUAAUGAACGCAAGUACAGUGCUGGAUAUCAUACUCUUCUAUAUUGUAUCAAAGCAGUUCCAGGAUCGUGUGAUCAGUGUGAUCCUGUACAGGAACUACCUGAGAAGUGUACGCAGGAAGAGCCGUCAUACUAACAGCAUACGCUCCCUCAGCAACCUGACCAGUGCCAUGAUCUGAGAAAUAAUACAGUGGACAAAAACAUAUGUGUGCAUCUGCUUACAGAGAGUGUAAACAUUUUGUUUGAAUGUAAACAUCAAUGAUCAAUGAAUGUAGUUUGGAAGAAUGUCUACAAAAAUCUGUUUAAAGCUGUGAUGUCCUGAGCACAUAUGUAGCGAUCUUAUGAUAUGAGGUUGAGUGGCUGUAUUGUUGGUAGUAGUGGGCACUCCUACUGCUGAAAGCCCUAACUUUAUGUGUGGGCUGCAAAACUGGCCAAAGUUAAAAAAAAAUAAUAAUAAAUAAAUAAAUCUAUCACAAAUAGGAUGGCAUUUGUAUAUAAAUUACAGAGGUGUCUAAUGCCUCAUGAACAAGAUGAACGAAUAUCAAUGCAUAAAUCUAACUCAUUCAUGUAUGAAUUGCCCCUUAAAUCAUAUUAUUUCAAGAUCCAUUUUGUUUCAUGUUGCAAGUUCAUCAAGUUCAAAUUGCGAUGCUAGCUAUUGCCACAACUGACCCAAAAGUUUCAACUUUCAGAUAUGAAAAAUAAGUACAUUUGAGGAUGCUGUUACACAAUCAUGCCAUGGAGUUUGUAAAAUUUUCCUUUGCAGAAUCUUUUCCAACUUUCUCUGCACUCUUUUUACUGAUUUUAAACCUGCUAAGCAUGCUUUUUAAUUGUACCAAGUAUUAUUCUGAUACAGCCAACACCACCAUUUUAAAAAGGUUAUUUCUAAGGAUGAAUGGGAUGAAAUGCACAUUAAAAUGUCCAAACAGAAGGGUAAAACCUAAUUAAUUUAUAUAGUAUAAGAGCUCUUUAUCUAUAGAAAUUUAGUGAAUUAAUGCUGUGUUUAACAAAUUAGCAAAGAAGGUAAUUUUUUAAGCUAACCGCAAUGAAACCGAAAAUUACAUGAACAAUAUACCAGUGCAUGAUAAACUUAACCUGUCAUAUAGGUGGCCAGUGGGAGGCACUACUCACCAGGUCUUUCUAUACUGCCCUCACAGUGCUUUGUUCUAAUAUCACCAUUAGGUGGAGUCAUGUAUUAACAGACCAUUUUUCAUCACCAUUAGAUGAUCAUGUACAUUGUUUCAGAUGAAAGUGGCAUUAUAUCUGUUCAGUGGCUUCCAUUAAGGUUUUUCUUUUGUUCUGCUUAACUUUCCAUAAAAUAGAUAAGGCUGCUAAAAGACUGACUGAUUUCUUAUAUGUUUAUUUUUUAAAGCACCAAUAUCCACAUAUUCAUGUUGCCUGAAUAAAUGU